ACAAAGUGGUAACGGAAAAAUUGGUCGGCGCGAUAGUUAUCGUUUUACAAAUGGCUAUAAUACAAGACAAAUAUAAUUGAAUACAACUGUCGUGUGUUCAGUGAACUCCUAAACAUGACAACUGAGGAGGAGAGGGGCGUAGUGCGUGUCAAAGUCAAGAAGUGGGAGGGGAUGCUGCCAGUGGAGCUCCGCUCGUUUGCUGUGGAUCCUCAGAUAACAUCACUAGAGGUGCUACAGCACAUCCUCAUCCGAGCCUUUGAGUUAAAUGGCAAACGCAACUUUGGGAUAAGUUACCUGUCCCAGGACCGUGGAGGUGUGGAAGUGUAUCUAUCUCUCCUUUCUGACUUUGAUUUAGAAUCUGCUUUUGUCAGUGCAGCUAAACCUUAUCUACAGCUCAAGAUGGACAUUAAUCUCUCUGAAGACAGUCCCGUUAUGGAAGACUGGGACAUAAUAAGCCCCAAAGACGUGAUUGGUUCUGACCAGCUUCCUGGGGAUAGGAGAUCUUUGGCUGCUGCUGCCCUUCCCUUCACCCAGUCCCUGCUCUCCCAGGUUAGUGUUGCUUACAAUGACCCACCUGGGAUUCAAUCUCUCGCUGUCUGUCUCUGGGUUCAGAUGAUGGGUCGAACGCUGUCUAGAGUACAGCAGGCCUUGAGCUGGUCGUAUGGGGAGGAGGUGAAGCCUUUCAAGCCCCCUCUGAGCGAUGCUGAGUUCCACAGUUACCUCAACGGCCAGGGCCAGCUGUCCCGGCCAGAGGAACUGAGGCUACGUAUCUAUCAUGGUGGGGUGGAGCCCUCUCUACGCAAGGUUGUCUGGCGAUACCUCCUGAACGUGUACCCCGAUGGGCUGACCGGUCAGGAGAGAAUGGACUACAUGAAGAGCAAGACUAGGGAGUAUGACCAACUGAAGGGGGAGUGGUCAGCGAGGGCCAGUCCAGAGGACCUGGAGUUCAUCAGGGGCAACGUACUGAAGGACGUCCUGAGGACCGACCGGGCCCAUCCCUAUUACGCCGGCUCCGAGGACAGCCCCCACCUCACUGCUCUCACCGACCUGCUCACCACCUUUGCCAUUACACAUCCACAGGUGUCGUACUGCCAAGGCAUGAGUGAUAUUGCUUCGCCGAUACUUGCCGUCAUGGACAAUGAGGCACAUGCAUUCAUCUGUUUCUGUGGCAUUAUGAAACGCCUAGAGGGCAACUUCCGUCCGGAUGGCCAUUUCAUGUCCGUAAAGUUCCAGCAUCUGAAGCUGCUUCUGCAGUACUCAGACCCCGAGUUCUACUGUUAUUUGGUGUCCCGUGGAGCUGAUGACCUGUUCUUCUGUUACCGCUGGCUGCUCUUGGAACUCAAACGGGAGUUUGCCUUCGACGAUGCCCUGAGGAUGCUGGAGGUCACCUGGAGCUCCCUGCCCCCUGACCCUCCCGAAACAGAAGUGGAGCUUCUUGGGCCGCCGCUAGAAACAGACCAAACCAUAGUGACAUGUGAGAGUGGUGUUGAAAAGAGGCCCGCCGUUACAGGGGAUGCUGGAAAUGAAGGGGAGCUGAAAGAGAAGCAGCGGAGACGACACAUGUUGAGGCCCUCAAGAGUGGAGGCAGAUGGGGGGAGAAAGAUCAAAAUGGAGGAAGGAGAGGGGGAGGACAGAGGAGCCAGAAGAGCGGGUGAGGGGAAUUUUGACAUGCCUUACGUGGGAAAGGAGAAAGCUCACAACAACGUGCCUGUUCCUUCCUUCGAGAAGCAGACCAGCUUUGGCGAGUUCAAAUACUACAGUGCACGGAACAAAGACAGCUUUGAUUUCGAGCAGAGAGACCCACCAGUGGGUCCUGUUGAGAUGGAAGCCGCCUCACCCCCAUGGGAGAGAGCGCCUCUUAUAAAGGACAUUAAUAAGUCUUCCUGCCCAGAUACAGAGGAGAGGAGCUCCCCAAAUGGACAAAUAGCCUCUCCGGUCUCCUCGUUUCCUCCUGGUCUGCCAGACUGGAAAAAUGUUUCCUCUCUGUCUCCAGGCUCCACUCCCUCCCCCUCAAGUUGGAGAGGUGCCUCCCCGGACACCCCGUCACCAAAGUUCACCUCUCCCAUUUUACCCAACGGAAGGAUGGCGGUGCCGAAUGGAACCGGAGCCAACUCACCCGCUACCCCCACAGGGAGGUCCUUAGUUUCCUCUCCGCUGUUGUCUCGAGCGUUGCUCUCCUCGCCAAUUUUGUCCUUUGGGAGAGCUCUUCCUUCGCUACCCGUCGGACCGGUGAACAAGUCCUUUUCUAGUAACCUUCAAUCUCCUUGCAGCAGAGCUUUCAGCACUGCGCCCCACACUCAAAAUUCAACCAAACCAGAGAAUACCACCAUCAAACCUUGUUCCCUGCCACCUCCUCAAGAGUUUGGCAAAGGAAAUCCUUUCAUGUUGUUCCUGUGCCUGUCGAUCCUGCUGGAGCAUCGAGACCACAUUAUAAAGAACGGCUUUGAUUACAACGAGCUGGCUAUGCACUUUGACCGCCUUGUUCGUAGACACAAUCUGGGCAGGGUGCUGCAGCGCGCCAAGGCCUUGUUUGCAGACUACCUGCAGAGUGAGGUAUGGGACUCAGAGGAAGGGGAUGAGGUCAGCUCGGAUUCGCCCACCACAGUCACUGCUGCUCUGUAUUCCCCGCCCCCCUCUGCCACCAGGCUUCUUUUUACCCCUUUGUCAUCCCCACAACCAUCCUCCCCAAACUCCACCUAUAACCUGGCUGACACCAUACCUUCCCCGUCACCUGUCUCCCUCUCACCAUCCUCUUGACUUCUGUCACUAUAUCCCCAACACACUUGCAUUACACAGAUUUCAAAUGUUGUAUUUUUUUUAUUUCACCUUUUAUUUAGCCAGGUAGGCCAGUUGAGAACAAGUUCUCAUUUACACCUGCAACCUGGCCAAGAUCAAGCAAAGCA
This is a messenger RNA of Salvelinus namaycush (lake trout), 2903 nucleotides long. RefSeq names its product TBC1 domain family member 25-like. Gene Ontology annotation, molecular function: GTPase activator activity. The transcript has 7 exons. Bases 115 to 2757 code for a protein of 880 amino acids. NCBI's taxonomy places the organism in Eukaryota, Metazoa, Chordata, Actinopteri, Salmoniformes, Salmonidae. Gene Ontology annotation, cellular component: autophagosome. The record is from RefSeq and is a predicted model, not a curated record. Gene Ontology annotation, biological process: activation of GTPase activity; regulation of autophagosome maturation.